CUCUCAGGCCCCCCUUCCCACGCCCAGUGCGCUGUGGGAUAGUGGCACUAUAAAGUAUAUCCUCUCUCGGAGAAAGAUAAGAAGCCCGAGACAGGAGGGGAUGAAGAUGGCGGACGCCAAGCAAAAAAGGAACGAACAGUUGAAACGGUGGUUAGGGUCGGAGACAGACAUCGAGCCUCCUAUUCUGAAAAAGAAGAAGGCAAAGGUGAAGUUCGACGAUGGCGCCGUGUUUUUGGCUGCCUGCUCAAGCGGCGAUACCGAGGAGGUGCUUCGAAUGAUUGACCGGGGUGCUGACAUCAACUACGCCAAUGUAGACGGUCUGACUGCCCUCCACCAGGCGUGCAUAGAUGACAACGUGGACAUGGUAACCUUCCUGGUGGAGCAUGGGGCUGCCAUCAACCAGCCCGACAAUGAGGGCUGGAUCCCCCUCCACGCCGCAGCCUCUUGUGGAUACAUGGACAUAGCAGAGUAUCUGAUUGGCCAGGGAGCCAGCGUGGGGGUGGUGAACAGUGAGGGGGAGACACCACUGGACAUCGCUGAGGAGGAGGCCAUGGAGGAGCUCCUGAAGAAUGAGAUCAACCGACAAGGCGUGGACAUCGAAGCGGCCAGGAAGGAGGAGGAGCGGAUCAUGCUGAGGGACGCCCGGCAGUGGCUCAACAGCGGAACCAUCAAUGACGUCCGACAUGCCAAGUCCGGGGGGACCGCACUCCACGUGGCCGCCGCCAAGGGAUACGCUGAGGUUUUAAAGCUUUUAAUCCAAGCAGGGUAUGAUGUAAAUAUUAAAGACUUUGACGGCUGGACCCCGCUCCACGCUGCUUCACAUUGGGGCAAAGAGGAGGCCUGCAAGAUACUGGUGGAGAACCUGUGUGACAUGGACCUUAUCAAUAAAGUGGGUCAGACAUCUUUUGAUGUUGCAGAUGAAGAUGUCCUUGGCUACUUAGAGGAAUUACAGAAGAAGCAGAAUCUGCUCAAUAGUGAAAAGAAGGAUGUUAAGAAGUCUCCCUUGAUAGAGACGACGACCACCGGGGACAACAAUCAAAAUCUAAAAUCCAUUAAGAGCAAAGAGACCCUCCUCCUGGAGCCCGAGAAGCCCGCCCUGCGCAUCGAGACCCUGGAACCGGAGAAGGUGGACGAGGAAGAGGAGGGCAAGAAGGACCAGGAGUCCAGCUGCUCCAGCGAGGAGGAAGAGGAGGAAGACUCGGAGUCUGAGACUGAAGCCGACAAGAGCAAGACGCCUGUCCCUGUGAGCAACAGUAACGGCACUGCUGUGGUGCCAACGCCGACCAGCGUUACGGUGUCUUCCACCUCCCCAACCAGCCCCACUAACCAGGUGACUCUCACCUCGCCUGUCAAGAAGGUGGCCCAGCAGGUGUCCCCUGCUGGUAAGGUCUCUCCUAAAGAGGUCUCCCCUAAAGAUAAACAGGAGGAUGACAAGACUAAGAAAUCGGACGAGUCCCCGGCGUCGUGGCGCCUGGGCCUGAGGAAGACUGGCAGCUACGGGGCGCUGGCGGAGAUCACGGCCACUAAGGAGGCCCAGAAGGAGAAGGACACGGCCGGGGUGAUGCGCUCGGCCUCCAGCCCCCGCCUCUCCUCCUCCCUGGACAACAAGGACAAAGAGAAGGAGCUCAAGCAAAUGGCUCCACUGUUUCAUGUGCAGGAAAAAGACAAAGGAACCAGACUUGCCUACGUUGCCCCCACCAUCCCCAGGAGACUGGCCAGUACAUCAGACAUUGACGAGAAGGAGAACAGGGACUCUGCUGCUAGUCUGGUACGUAGCGGCUCCUACACCAGGAGACGCUGGGACGAUGAGCUGAAGAACAGUGAAGGAAGCGCUUCCACCAACCGAACAACACCCAGCUAUCAGCGCAGCACGUCCCACACGCUAACGCUAGGGCGAAGCGGCAGCACGCGGGACGUGCCAGCCAAGUCCUCGUCCGCCUCCAGCUUGGACCCUAUCACCUGUAACACUAAACCCUGGCAGUCGCCCGCCUCCCACUACCAGUCUUACAGCAUUUACCGCAGUGGUUCCUUUGGCAGGAGGCAUGAAGACCUGGGUUCGACCACCUCUUCCUCCACUAGCACCACCACAACCACCUCGUCUGUUACCUCGCCCACCAGCCACCGUGACCGCAGCCUGCUCUCCAGCCUGGGCUCCUCCACCCGCACCGGAUCCUCCAGCCUCACCAGCAGGUACUGGGCAGAGGAGAGUGCGGAGAGGGAAAAGGAGCGGGAGAAGGAGUCUGCUGCAGUCAUCCCUACGAUUAACACGGCUUCUACCACCACCACGUCCACUACUGGCACUAUCAUUGGCUCUGACGGCAGGGAGAGACGCAGGUCCGACACGCGCACGUCGUACCUCACCCCUGUCCGGGAUGAAGAGUCAGAGUCCCAGAGGAAAGCCCGCUCCAGACAGGCUAGACAGUCCAGACGGUCUACCCAGGGUGUGACUCUAACUGACCUCCAAGAGGCAGAGAAGACCAUCGGCAGGAGUCGCCCCAUACGGACCCGGGACGAGGAGAAGGAAGAGAAGGAGAAACAAGACAAGGAGAAGCAGGAGGAGAAGAAGGAGACUGGUGAAACCAAGGAGGACGACUACCGGUCGAGGUACCGCAGCUUUGAAGAGACUUACCAGCGCUACCGUCCCUCCACCACCUCGGCCACCACCCUGAGCACGGCCUCCACCCCGUCCUCUACUUCCUCUAGCUCCCUCAACAGGCCCAACAGCCUGACCAGCAUCACCUCCUCCUCAAGCUCCCUCAACAGGCCCAACAGCCUGUCCGGCAUCACCUCCUCUUACAGCCGCUCCUCCAGGGACACUGAGAAAGAAUCAGACAAGAAGCAGCAGGAGGAGGAGAAGGAGGGAGAGGAUAAGUCCCAGCCCCGCUCCAUACGUGAUCGCAGGCGGCCCCGUGAGAAGAGACGCUCCACCGGGGUGUCUUUCUGGACCCAAGAUGGGAGUGAUGACAAUGACCCAGACCAGUCGGCGGACUCAGAGGAAGGCAGCAUCAAGGGUGAACCUCAGAGUGACCGACUGUCCAGGAAUGAGAGCAGCACUUCCUCUUCCGACCGCUAUGACCACUUGGGAAGCCGUGGCUACGGUGAGGGUCGCAGGUCAUUCUCAAGCAGGCUGGACCGAGACGAUAGCACUGACUACAAGAAGCUUUAUGAGCAGAUCCUAGCUGAGAAUGAGAAGCUGAAGUCCCAGUUACGUGACACAGACCUGCAGCUGAAUGACUUGAAGCUACAGCUGGAGAAGGCCACACAGAGGCAGGAGCGCUUUGCAGACCGGUCGCAGCUUGAGAUGGAGAAAAGGGUUACAAGCAGGCCCCAAUUUCAGCUGGGUGGUAUGGUCUUAUAAACACCUGACUACUUUCUCCAGUCUACUGCCUCUCCUGCUGACUGGCUCACCAUGCCCAUAUAGUUGGCUGGGGGCGUGCCACCCCACCCAAGCACGAGCUACCUACCUUCUCUCACGUGUUUUUGAACAUUUUUAGCCAGUGUGUGUGUGGUCACUUCUCCAGGGUUGUUCUUUUUGCAUAGUGUGUGAUGGCGAGUAUACAUGAUGGAUUGUUUCAAUGGAAAUGUUAUCUUCUGCAUGUGCUUUUUGCCAUUUUUCUUGGCAAGUGUUCACUCACAUCACCUUAACGACGGACACAAACAUAUGGGGUCAACUUCACGCCAUAUCUAUUGAUUUCAAAAUAAAAUACAUUGUAAACAUGAAAAAUAAAGUUGAAUUGUAAACAUUGUAUUUUCAAGGACGGGUGAAAUAAUGGAUGUUGAAAUCAAAAACCAAUCAAUUGAAAGCAAAAUGUAUAGAAUUGUAUACAAAAAUAAGACAUGCAACGAAAACGAAUGCAAAAAAUAUUUUUCCGUGAAGCUUUCCCAGUAAACAAUCAUAUUGAAAUAGGUUUUGCCUACGCUCUUGCCUGCAUGUACUACCUUUUUUUGUUACGCUACUCGUAUCUUUGCUUUCACUGCCAGUCUUUUCGAUUGCGAGUUUUGGCAUUAUUUUUCCGGUGAAGGGUGGGGUUUAGAGGGAGGCGUAUUGGUCCGCUAGUUUUGGAGUGACGGUUCGUCCCAAUCAAUGAACAUGAUAGACAGGCUUUUUUUCUAUUGCCUCCUUAAGUAGACAGUCUGACGUCACCUGGUUUUAGCUAACUUACUUCAACCUGUCAGUCACGGGUCAAUAAUUUACGGAUAUUAGACUCAUGUCGGUCUAAUGCAUUUAAUGACAAACCGUCUCACUACUUAGAUAAACAUUUACCUGUCGCACAACGUUCGGUGCAGGUGUUGGUAACUAGUUCGGCAUACACCUGCGCCGAACGUUGUGCGACAGGUAAUUCAUAUGUUUAUCUAAGUAGUAAGACGGUAGGUAGAUGGUUUGUUUGUCAUAGUUUUGCUCUCGCUUUAACAUUAUUUGAUUACACGUUUUGGUUUUUCUUUUGAUGUCUUGUUGGGUUUUUGAUUUCAACAGCCAUUAUUUCAACCGUCCUCAAGUAUGUUUACAUUCUCAACUUUAUUUUAAGUUCACGAUUGAUUAUAUUUUACACAUAUGGCGUGAAAUUGUCCCCAUAGAAACAGCACCUUAACGACUGACCCAAACAUCUCCUUAACGACAACGGGCACAUGCAGUUCGCAUGGUGGCCAAGAAAAAAACGUUAUCCUGAACUCCCAACAUAUUGCAUGAGUGAUUUACUCAUACCCUAUUCUAUUGCUUUAGUCUGCUUAAAGUCCAUGUUGUCACUGGAUUUUUAGAUGGCCUUCCCCUGGCAUUCCUUAGUCAGCAUACCUCCAGACCUUCACAGCUUGGGUCUGCCAUUGUAUUGUAUUGUGCCUGCCAGUAUAGCUGACCAUUACCCAUGUGUCAUUUCAUUAACUUGUCAUGUUUAGAUAACCACAUCAGGAGAAGAUGGGACAUGCAGCACUAAACAUGUUAGGUCUUUUAGAUUAGUCUCCAUGGUUCUGGCUUUGACAUGCUUCACAGUCGUGUGUGUGUGUACCUCACCCACUCUCCUCUCGCCUCUCUUCAUGUUGCUCCUCAACCUGCAUCUGUUAUCUGACGUUCACACCUCCUCUCCACCGUCACUGGCUAUAACUGCAGCUAGGUUUUACUAUCAGACCGUGUCAAUUUAGAUGUAGUCUUUUUUUAGUCUUAAAAUACCUUUUUAGGCUUAGUCACAUUUUAGCCACAUGGUGCUUUUUUUUAAAAUAAAUAAUACGUAGGCUACCUCUAACAUUGAUUAUUGUGGCAGAUUGUAACUAAUGCCAGCCAUAAUUAACCAUAAGCUAUUAAGCCUUGGCUACCGGUUAAACCAUUUACAACUGAUUUUCUCCCCAUCAUAAGUGGUUUCUUGAAAAGGGGAGAAUUUGAGCUUUCCAGAAAUGUCAGAAGUUUUACCGUACUCCUAAUAUUCAACAUAGCAUUCGUUUCUCCCACAGGAAAAAAGCAACCACUUGUGUUUGAGCACCGUGGCUCGUCAGCAGGGAAAAGGGGAAAAUAGAGGUUCUGAUGUGAUCAAAGCAAAAAUAGCCAACAUGAAAUUGAGUAAACAUUACUGUUUCUAGUUGAGUUUAGUUAAAAGUCAAGUGUUCUGGCACUUGGCUUCACAUCAGUUCAAAAUAUUGACGAGUGAUUGAAGUGACCUGGGUAGCUGAGUGGGAGGAGAGCUGGGUAGAUCAGCUCAAUCAGACUGUGCAACUGAAAUGUCAAUUCUACAAACAAACAAGUCCAAUCCUCAGCAUGUAUGCAUGCAGAAUAUUUAAUGCAGUCCUCUCUUUGGCAGAAUUAACGUCUUUCAUGUUCCGCGGUCUGCAGCUGAUUAAGCUGAUCUGUCCAGCUCUCCCACACAGCUCCAGGUGGUCACUUCAGUCACUCGUUGACCUAUUGAAUUGAUGCGAAGCCAGGUGACACGAAUGUUGCAGCAUUUGCGCCGUGGUCCGCAUGCCAUGUCAAAUUAAAUGUACAUUUGAGUCACAUUUUUGUUGACUAAAAUGACAAGUAAAUUGUAAUAGUUAUCGUUUUUCCCCUCGAGUCUCGUUUUAGUCAGGAAAAAUAGGGUGUUACAGCCGAGCUGAGGUGUGAGGUAACAUAACUGAAGCAGUUUGUGGGAGCCUGUAUGCGGUGGUUGUCUUGCGUGUUUUUUUUUUU
Oncorhynchus mykiss (rainbow trout) is the source of this 6148-nucleotide messenger RNA. The record is from RefSeq and is a predicted model, not a curated record. Lineage: Eukaryota; Metazoa; Chordata; Actinopteri; Salmoniformes; Salmonidae.